GAACCGGCGUCUGAGGAUGAGGGAGCUGCACAGAGGGUGCCUGAGGUCCUGACGUGGGGGACCCCAGGAAGAUGGGGCCCCAGGGUCCAGGAUUCCAGGAUAAUGUGGGUGCUAAUGAGGAGAGGGGGCACAUUGCACGGAGCGAUCGAGGCCGAUGGAGGGGGAAUCGGGAAACUGAUCCUGUACCCAAGCUGGCUUCUAGGAGCCGGGUGUAGAACAGCGAGGACAGUCACUUGGGAGCAGGAUCUUGGACUCUGGGCUGCCCAUUCUCUUCUUCCUUGUCAACUAAGAGCUGUAAAGAGAGGCCUAGCCCUUGGGAGAGGUUGAGACCUGCUUUCAGAGGGCAUUUAAGGUUCCUUUCCCGGAAGCCUGGGGGAUAAAAAUGCUGCUCUGCCACUGGGAGACAGAAGGAGCUCAUGCUUCUCUUUCUUCCGGACAUCUGUGGUGGGAUCCUCUGAGUCUGAAGGAGCCUGCCUAGAGGGGCCACUGUCUGGCUAACAAGGGUUUUGUUUGUUUGUUUGUUUGUUUACUUAGUAGAGUUUGCAGACACCUAAAUAUCUUGGGAGAAUUGAGGCUCCCGGGGCAGGGAGGGAUUGAGAGGGAAUACACCUGGAAACCUAAGAGAAAAAGAGAGGAAGAAAUAUAGUAUGAAGAUUUUUAGAGGGAAAGGAGAGGUGGCAUAAGUUCUCCUUUCCCUUUCCAGGAAGUCUUUCAGUAAAAUUCCCAUUUUUCUGGAAUGCUUUGACGUAGAGCUGCUUGGGUGUGUGUCUGAGUACUAAGCCCUGCCCCAGGGUGGACUCAGUGGAGAACAAAGGCUUUUGAAGAAGCCUAGCCACCGUAGGUCUGUAGCCUUUGCUGAGUCAACACUACUCACAGUGAAAGUGAUGCCUUUUCUCCAUUUGCACAACAUGAGUGUGGCGUGGUUAGCCAGACCAGGAGCUCAACCUCAUGUAGAGUCCAGUCCGCUGCUCUGAUGCCGAAGGGGAGGCAGAAAGUGCCACACUUGGAUGCCCCCCUGGGCCUGCCCAUCUGCCUCUGGCUGGAAUUAGCUGGGCUCUUCUUACUGGUUCCCUGGGUCAUGGGCCUGGCAGGGACAGGUGGGCCUGAUGGCCAGGGCCCAGGGGGGCCGAGCUGGGCUGUGCACCUGGAAAGCCUGAAAGGUGACGGGGAGGAAGAGACUCUGGAGCAGCAGGCGGAUGCCUUGGCCCAGGCAGCAGGGCUGGUGAAUGCUGGACGCAUCGGAGAGCUUCAAGGGCACUAUCUCUUUGUCCAGCCUGCUGGGCACAGGCCGGCCCUGGAGGUGGAGGCCAUCCGGCAGCAGGUGGAGGCUGUGUUGGCUGGGCAUGAAGCUGUGCGCUGGCACUCAGAGCAGAGGCUGCUAAGGCGGGCCAAACGCAGCGUCCACUUCAAUGACCCCAAGUACCCACAGCAGUGGCACCUGAAUAACCGACGGAGCCCGGGCAGGGACAUCAACGUGACGGGUGUGUGGGAGCGCAAUGUGACUGGGCGAGGGGUGACAGUGGUGGUAGUGGAUGAUGGAGUGGAACACACCAUCCAGGAUAUUGCACCCAACUAUAGCCCUGAGGGUAGCUAUGACCUCAACUCUAAUGACCCUGACCCCAUGCCCCACCCGGACGUGGAGAAUGGCAACCACCAUGGCACGCGAUGUGCAGGAGAGAUCGCAGCUGUGCCCAACAACAGCUUCUGUGCCGUGGGCGUGGCCUAUGGGAGCCGCAUCGCAGGUAUCCGGGUACUGGAUGGACCUCUCACAGACAGCAUGGAGGCAGUGGCGUUCAACAAGCACUAUCAGAUCAAUGACAUCUACAGCUGCAGCUGGGGACCAGAUGAUGAUGGGAAGACAGUGGAUGGCCCCCAUCAGCUUGGAAAGGCUGCCCUACAACACGGAGUGAUUGCUGGUCGCCAGGGCUUUGGGAGUAUCUUUGUGGUAGCCAGUGGCAACGGAGGCCAACACAACGACAACUGCAACUACGAUGGCUACGCCAACUCCAUCUACACGGUCACCAUAGGAGCUGUGGAUGAGGAGGGACACAUGCCUUUCUAUGCAGAAGAAUGUGCCUCCAUGCUGGCAGUCACCUUCAGUGGUGGGGACAAGAUGCUUCGGAGCAUUGUGACCACUGACUGGGACCUUCAGAAGGGCACUGGCUGCACUGAGGGCCACACGGGGACCUCAGCUGCAGCGCCUCUGGCAGCUGGCAUGAUAGCCUUAAUGCUGCAGGUGCGGCCCUGCCUCACGUGGCGUGACGUCCAGCACAUCAUUGUCUUCACCGCCACCCGGUACGAGGAUCGCCGUGCGGAGUGGGUCACCAACGAGGCAGGCUUCAGCCAUAGCCACCAGCACGGUUUCGGCCUGCUCAAUGCUUGGAGGCUCGUGAAUGCAGCCAAGAUCUGGACAUCUGUCCCUUACUUAGCAUCCUACGUCAGUCCCAUGUUAAAAGAAAACAAGGCGAUUCCGCAGUCCCCCCGUUCCCUGGAGGUUCUGUGGAAUGUCAGCAGGAUGGACCUGGAGAUGUCCGGGCUGAAGACCUUGGAGCAUGUGGCAGUGACAGUCUCCAUUACUCACCCCCGGCGCGGCAGCUUGGAACUGAAGUUGUUCUGCCCCAGCGGCAUGAUGUCCCUCAUCGGCGCCCCCCGCAGCAUGGACUCGGAUCCCAACGGCUUCAACGACUGGACCUUCUCCACUGUGCGAUGCUGGGGGGAGAGAGCCCGAGGGACCUACAGGCUUGUCGUCAGGGAUGUCGGGGAUGAGUCAUUCCAGGUCGGCAUCCUCCGGCAAUGGCAGCUGACCCUAUAUGGCUCUGUGUGGAGUCCAGUAGACAUCAGGGACAGACAAAGGCUGCUAGAGAGUGCCAUGAGUGGAAAAUACCUGCACGAUGACUUCACCCUGCCCUGCCCACCGGGGCUGAAAAUUCCUGAGGAAGAUGGUUACACCAUCACCCCCAACACCCUCAAGACCCUGGUGCUGGUAGGCUGUUUCACCGUCUUCUGGACCGUUUACUACAUGCUGGAAGUAUAUUUGAGCCAGAGGAAUGUGGCUUCCAACCAAGUUUGUAGGAGUGGACCCUGCCACUGGCCCCAUCGGAGCCGGAAAGCCAAGGAGGAAGGGACAGAGCUAGAAUCAGUGCCACUUUGCAGCAGCAAGGAUCCAGACGAAGUGGAAACAGAGAGCAGGGGCCCUCCCACCACCUCUGACCUCCUUGUCCCAGACCUGCUGGAGCAAGGGGACUGGAGCCUGUCUCAGAACAAGAGCACCCUGGACUGCCCUCAUCAGCACCUAGACGACCUACUGCACGGGAAGGAGGAGCAGAUCUGCUGACCUCAGGGCCUGACAGUGUGGGACAGGCUCUUCUUUCCCAAAAUUAGAGAGCUCU
Macaca mulatta (Rhesus monkey) is the source of this 3389-nucleotide messenger RNA. Lineage: Eukaryota; Metazoa; Chordata; Mammalia; Primates; Cercopithecidae. The record is from RefSeq and is a predicted model, not a curated record.